UCAACAACAAGAGUACCUACUACUCUUGUUGAAGUGUGUUAUAUACUACUCUUGUUGCUAUUCUAGUUGUUUGGAAUAGGAUACAGUAAAUUGCAAAUUGCAUACAGCCUAUAGAAAUUUGUGCCCAUGUGAGCUCAAGCAUUUGAUUGGUCAGAUUAAUUUACAAAGGCUAUUAAUAAUGACUACCAAGUUGAAUCAACAUGCAAUUCAUUGUAGUGUUGGAAUCACCUCAAAGGUCUGGUAGCCAUGUGUGCUUUUGUUUAAUAAGAAUGUCAACAAUGAUUUUAAAUCUAAUUUUCCUACUUUUGCUGCAGUACAUUGAUUGUGCUGAUAUAAAUGUUCACCCAGUGUCUAUUAAUACAACACUCAACUCUACUGUUGUCUUCUCUUGUGAAGCUAUUGCUGAUGAUCUUUCCUUCAGGGUUAAUAAUACACCAGCUACUAACAUAGGUGUUAUAGCUAAAGGAUUCAGUGAAACAGUAUUUAAUAAUGGCGGUACUAGAGAAGCAGAGUUGGAAGCCAUGGCUUAUGAUUAUAAUAAUAAUACUGAAGUGAAGUGUAGAGCUAUUAAUGAUGAACCUUUUGUAAUAGUAUUCAGUAUAAUACAACAAUAUUAAUGAUACAAGGUUAAUGUCUGUGUAUGUGUGCAUGCGUGUGCAUCAAUAUUUACUUUUUAGGUCUAUUGGAU
This is a messenger RNA of Amphimedon queenslandica, 688 nucleotides long. RefSeq lists its product as uncharacterized. Lineage: Eukaryota; Metazoa; Porifera; Demospongiae; Haplosclerida; Niphatidae. The coding region runs from base 201 to 617 and encodes 138 amino acids. The transcript is spliced from 2 exons. The record is from RefSeq and is a predicted model, not a curated record.